This is a messenger RNA of Octopus bimaculoides (California two-spot octopus), 392 nucleotides long. Its product is annotated as laminin subunit alpha-5. Lineage: Eukaryota; Metazoa; Mollusca; Cephalopoda; Octopoda; Octopodidae. The record is from RefSeq and is a predicted model, not a curated record. Gene Ontology annotation, biological process: tissue development; animal organ morphogenesis.
UCUCAAGAUUGUAUGUGUGUAUGUAUGUAUGAAAUAUAUAUACUUAUACGUACAUCUGUGUGUCUUGUCCACAGCGUGUGACUGCAAUGUUGGAGGAUCUGCCACCAUGAACUGCAAUAAGCAAACUGGUCAGUGUAUUUGUAAACCACGAGUUUUUGGAAUGAAGUGCGACAAGCCAUUGAAGACCUACUUCUUCCCAACUCUUCAUCAACAGAAAUAUGAAAUUGAAGACGGUUACCGGCCAGGUGGAGGCAAAGUCUACUUUGCCUUUGAUCAGAGAGUAUUCCCAGACUUCUCUUGGAAAGGUUAUGCCAUCAUGUCUGAGAAACAGGUAAGAAGUUGGUAUUUUGGUGUUUUGGGGGAAGGUGUGGUAUAAUUGUGCGUAUGUGUGU